AUCAACUUACGCUUCGUUGCCCAACAUGGCAGUAUUCCAAUCGAAAAGCUUUAGCAAGGAGCUUUACGGCUCGAAGUACCGUAAACUCGUAAACAAGUAUCCAUUUUGGUUGUUCGGGUUUCCCUUCAUCAGCAUCAUGGUUGCAGGUAGUUUCUUCCUCACGCCAGCGACCGCGUUGCGUUACGAGAAGCACGACAACAAAAUCAAAUACGUCAGUCAAGAGGAGGCACUAAAUGUCGGUAAAAACAAGCGAAAAGUAGAUAUGAAGGAGGAAUACUACAGAUUGGCCGCCAAAGACCUCGACAAUUGGGAGCAAAAAAGAGUAGAACGUCUGAAGGGAGAACCAGAUGGUGUUCUGUAAUUCAACGGAUGGCAAUUGAUCACUGUGCACAUGAAGACUUUUUGUCUACGUCCAACGGCAGAAUCUCCGUCUUCAGAACGCGCUCUUUCUUCUGUUUCGGCUCUGGAGCCUUUUUGUUCUCUUGCACAUAGAACCUCCUUAACAUCAUGAUCGCCUCCUCUCGGAAGAUGCCUCCAUAAACGGGAUACGGGGGGUCAACGCUUCUAUCCUUGUGGAUGGUAAGAACACCGCCUGUACCACCAAACCGCUCGUUGUAACAGCCAAAGUAAACGGCGCGGAUUCCAAAUUGACGAAGCAUCGACGCACACAUCACGCAAGGCUCAACUGUCACGUAGAGAUCGGUCUCAUGCAAGAUGGAUGCAGGGUGAGCUUGCAGGAUCUGGGACAUUGCCAUGAAUUCGGCGUGGCGUGUUCCCUGUCGAUGUGUAAGGAGGGAGCUUUGGUAUUGGUAUGCGGUGGAAGACAACGUGAACUCACAUUCAUGCUUUUAUUUGUAUCGUUCAUCCCACGACCGAUUACAACGCCAUUGUGAACGAAAACACAUCCCACAGGCGUUUCAUCCACCGCAAGAGCAUGCUCCGCCUUCAUGCCAGUGAAUCUUGUCAGCGGAAAAGAAAACUUUUCAUGAUAUGAUUUCGACUAACUAGAUCAAGAGCUUCACGCAUGAAGCGCUCGUGCAACUUGAUGUCGCCUGGGAUCUCAAGUGCCAUGACUCGAAGAGGCUGCUUUGAACGUCGCUUACUUCGAGCAGUGUGCAGAUCAAGUAAACAAGACUAACGAUCAGACCGAGGAUUUCUCUACUAUGCGGUACAUGGCAGGCUUCUUCAGUAUAUUGUGGCACUGCGUCAUUCGCAUUUUCAAAUUGUUUGCUGUAACUAUAGUCUUCGAUACUAGAUCUGCCUCAUCGAAUCAAAAAUAUUGCACUCGUCAGGUCAAGCGUACAUUGGUGCCUGAGGACACAAGUGUUGUUUCC
This is a messenger RNA of Verruconis gallopava, 1334 nucleotides long. RefSeq lists its product as uncharacterized. Lineage: Eukaryota; Fungi; Ascomycota; Dothideomycetes; Venturiales; Sympoventuriaceae. The transcript is spliced from 2 exons. The record is from RefSeq and is a predicted model, not a curated record. Bases 26 to 361 code for a protein of 111 amino acids. Gene Ontology annotation, biological process: mitochondrial respiratory chain complex IV assembly. Gene Ontology annotation, cellular component: mitochondrial inner membrane.